This is a messenger RNA of Nilaparvata lugens (brown planthopper), 4063 nucleotides long. Its product is annotated as formylglycine-generating enzyme. Gene Ontology annotation, cellular component: endoplasmic reticulum. NCBI's taxonomy places the organism in Eukaryota, Metazoa, Arthropoda, Insecta, Hemiptera, Delphacidae. The record is from RefSeq and is a predicted model, not a curated record.
UGCCAAACUGACAGACUACAAAUUACAAAAAAAAACAACCAAAACAGUUUGAAAUUUUGUUUGUGUCAAGCAGUACGGCGUGCAAUUUUGGAAACACUUUACUCGCUCUUCUAUUUUAUUUCAAAAUUUAUUAUGUUUGUAACUUUAAAUGAAUGUAUGUAUGUUAUAUAAGCUUGAACCAGUAUAUUUCAGUAUGAAGGAUCAUUAGAACGUCAGCUAUAAAUCAACUUGUAACAUAACCUGUAUGUACUUAUCAAAACUUUCAAGUUUUGAAUUAUAGAAUGAAUCACCUUAGAAUAUUAUUUUUGCUUCUUACACUUCCGAAUUACUUAAAACUUUUAUGCAAUAACAAUAGUAUUUUGAAUUUUCCGAAUGUAUUUGCUGAUGCAACCGUCCAAGAAUCAAAAUCUGCUGAUUGUGGGUGUGGUGGAAAUUUAAAUAGGAAUAAACAUCCCAAAAAUGAGUAUGUGUCAGGAAAUUCUGAAACACAAGAGCAAUUUUGUUUCAGUAAACGUGAUAGAUUGUUAUCAGAUGUAGAGUUUGAUUCUAUUAGUGCAAGUAAUGAUUGUUUCAGCUUCACUUUUAAAAAUAUAUUAAAGCCAUACAUGAAGCAAAAACAAUCAAAAGGAGAAAAAAUGGUUCUCAUCAGAGGUAAGCAGUUUUAUAUGGGGACUGAUGACCCCAUAGUUGUGGCCGAUGGUGAAAGUCCCGAAAGAAAAGUUACAGUUGACAAUUUUUUUAUGGAUGUCCAUGAAGUAAACAAUGCACAAUUCAAACAGUUUGUUGAUGAUACAAACUACAUUACAGAAGCUGAGAAGUUUGGUGAUUCGUUUGUUUUUGAACCCCUUAUUAGUGAGAAGAUAAAAUCAACAAUAUCGCAAGCCGUUGCGGGUGCUCCCUGGUGGCUUCCUGUCAAAGCUAGCAGCUGGAGAAAUCCCGAAGGUCCAGAUUCAAAUGUAAAAGAUCGAAUGAAUCACCCGGUGGUGCAUGUGUCGUGGCAUGACGCAGUGGCCUAUUGCAAGUGGGCCGGCAAGCGCCUCCCCUCCGAGGCCGAAUGGGAGUUCGCGUGUCGCAGCUCGCUGCAAAGGAGGCUCUUUCCCUGGGGCAACAAGAUGAUGCCCAACGACAAGCACAGAAUGAACAUUUGGCAAGGGGAGUUUCCUGUUAAUAACACGGCGGAGGAUGGGUUUGUUUCGACUGCUCCAGUCGAUGAGUUUGCCAGCAACAGCUUUGGACUGCACAACAUGGUCGGCAACGUCUGGGAAUGGACCUCGGACUGGUGGACUGUUCGUCUCAAACAACAUGCGCAUAACCCUAAAGGGCCUGCUACCGGAACAGAAAAGGUGAAAAAGGGUGGCUCGUAUUUGUGCCACAAGAGCUACUGCUACAGAUAUAGGUGCGCUGCCAGAAGUCAGAACACACCAGACAGCUCAUCUGGCAAUUUGGGUUUUCGAUGUGCCGCUUCAGUACCAACCAUUUCCUAGUUGUGUCUCCCUCAUUUUAAUUUAUUCACUCUUUAAUUUUUGUGAUAAUAAUCACAUACUAAGAUCCAGUUGCACAAAAGUCUGUUAAAUUUUAAUCCCGAUUAAAUGUAACAAGAACCUAUCAGUGAUGCUUUCUUCUUAGAAAAACCUUCUCUGAUUGGUUCUUAUGUAAUUGAAUCAGAUUUAAAUUUAAAAGGUUUUGUGUAACCGGGCUUGAACUUUUUGUUCAACUGGGCAUUACAAACUUGAACGUUUGUAAUGAAGUGUGAGAUCAUGCUAUAAAUUUCGGACGGAAUUGGAAUGACAGGUGCCGAUAGCAGACUGAAUUUAUAACGCUUCAAACCAUAGAUUAGAUCAACUGAUUUAUUUGACGGCCUAAACUCAUAAUAUUUCAUUGUGCCUUCUUGGGACCACUCUUCUGAUCUGUGAUUCAGGAUCAGCGUUGUAUUCCAAGGCCGUAUUCAUAAAUAUAUUUUCAAGAAUGAACUCAUUUGGAAACCAAAAGUAUGAAUCAAUGAUUUUCAUGCGUGAUCUCUAGGCAACCGAACCGAACUUGGAAAAUCGUUUAUAGUAUGGAAUACAUAAGAUAGCAGAAUGGCAUUGUUUCUAGUGGAUCUGUUAAAAUCUUCUCAAUAUUAAUGAUAAUUUUAUAGAUUUACCGUUGUUUUCAGAACUAUCAAGAACUACAAGAAUACUUACAACCGGUGUUGUAUCGACCCCCAAGUUUUAUAUCAAGUAAAAGGAUUCCAGUCACAUAUUGCCACAUUGAAUGAAAUCAAGUAUAAUUAUCAUUAUAGCUUUAUGAUGUUCACCCUCAAUUCCGAUUCUUUGGUGCUUUCUUGGUUGUGUCAGUGUCAGUCACUUCAAAUAGGGUGACUUUUUAGAAAUAUACAAUCAAGAAUAUCGUGAUUAAUAUCAAGCUUUUUUACCUUCGGUAUUGUCAAAGUGAUCAAUUUUCAAUUUCUUUCCUUAUUUGUUAGAACUGUGAGUUUGUUUUCAAGUUAUAAGUAACACAGUUACAAUGCUGUUAUACGCUUGUGAUAUAUUGAAUAGAAAUAUGAAUCAAUCACAACCAUCGUAGUGUUUGAACCUUAAAAAGCACGAUACUCAAUUCGAAUGAAAUGUUUCUUCCUCUUUCCUCUUUUUGUAGAAUAAGUUUUGGAGUAGUCCACUUCGAUAAAUAGGGUCAUCAAUAAUAAUUACUUAGUAUCUAGUUACAAUCUCUAGACGUAUCUCAAGGUCUGUCUUAUUCUAUUCAUGAGUUUAGAGGUUUUAUUGUGGUAUUCUCCCUGUUUAAUUCACUCCUUAUACUCCUUGUUACAUUUGUUCCUAAAUAUAAUUAUAAAUUAUAAGUGAUAUUAUUCAAUAUGCCUUAUAAAUCAAAUAAUUUUAUUUUUGUAAUUGAUGUUGUUUUCCAUGAAACACUAUAAUUACCUUGUUGUAGUGUAGACACUGUGUUUCGACACUAGUAACGUUGAAUCACACUGUUUAGACUACAACAAAGUUUAUUUUUCUGUGUACAGUGAUGAUAUUAAGUAAUACCACAUCAACUACAAAAUACCCCAACUGUAUUCUCAAACCAAAAUUAGCUGUUGUACUGUAUUCGUUUACUGUGUACUAACUCUAUUUUGGUCAUUCCUAUUUUAUUAGUUUUUGAUUUUCUCAAUUUUUAGUAUACGUAUUAAUCCACAUUUUUUACAGUUCACAAUUUUUGUAGCUCUUUAUUUUUAGUUCAUGAAUCCCUCAUAGAAAAAAGUUGAUAUCAUCUCAAUUCUAUAACUAUAUAGGUAGUUAAUUAAUCUGAUGAUUUCAACUAUUUAUAGACUGUUCAACUGUACUUAUCUAAUUUUCAUUCCUUGCAAUAGUUUUGAAAAGUUUUUUUAGUUUUCCUCUUUUUAAAUUAUGCUAUUAUCCUCAAAUUCACACACUUUUUACUCCAGAUAAGCAGAUUUUUUGAAAAUUUAUAAAAGUAAUUUUUUCCUUUUUUAAUCUGUAGAGUUAUCCAAAAGUCGUGUGUCCUAUUUUUAAAUAAUUUAAGUGUGACAUUUCAAUUUGUAAAAUUAGAUUCGAAUAUGGAUUUUUUGGUGCUAAGUGUGGAGUCACUGCUAUAUCUUACCACAAUGCGACAGUAAUUCACCGAUUGAAUUGAAUUAUUCGAAAGUGAGUUAUGUUAUAUACAGAUCUAUCUACCUUGAUACAGAUCGAUCAUUUUGUCUGUAUUUGUAAAUUUAUUUUAGACUCUUAUCAUAGUAUGAAAAAUGCUAACUGAAGGUCUAUAAAUCGGAAACUGUGAUUUGACAAAUUCCUUUUAGAUGUCUUCAACAUUUCAACUAAUUUGAUUUUUUAAAAUCGUAACUUACUAUUGGUAAUAUUCUCACAUUAUGCUCCUCACAUCACUUGAUGUAUUCUCGUUAUUGUACAACUUUUGUUUUCAAGAGAAAAAUCUUAUCAAGUUUUUUCGGAUGCGAUAUUCAACUGUACUUACAAAUAAGUUUUAUUGCAUUAUUCACUAUAUUAUUGUAAUAUUUUAUUAAAAAUGUUGAUGUUUGAAUUUUUUAUUAAAUUAUUUUUCAUGAUUA